Messenger RNA from Ceratina calcarata, 1501 nucleotides. RefSeq names its product mortality factor 4-like (gene MRG15). The coding region runs from base 342 to 1352 and encodes 336 amino acids. Lineage: Eukaryota; Metazoa; Arthropoda; Insecta; Hymenoptera; Apidae. The record is from RefSeq and is a predicted model, not a curated record. Gene Ontology annotation, cellular component: nucleus; NuA4 histone acetyltransferase complex. Gene Ontology annotation, biological process: regulation of DNA-templated transcription; chromatin organization. The transcript has 7 exons.
GGUGGACGAGCAGUGUUUCUCACUCCAUUUUUGGGCAAAUAUAUUUUGGGCAUAUUUUCUUAUGUUCAAAAAUCGCACUCGUUGGAGUUGCACGGCUCAGGGUUCGGGCUUUGUUGGUAUUGGUAUUGGUACAUAUUAUGGGUUCGGCGUUCGACCACGCUCGAUCCGCUCGAUGUGAGGAAUCCGAGACAAGGCACUUUCGAAGCUCCUCUCUACAUUGAUAAGUGAAAGAAAAUUCAAUUGUUUACAUUGGCGCGUAUCACCUAGCGAAAUCCUGACGAUCUUCAAAACUGACGAGCCAAAAGCCAAUUGCCAAAAUAAGUAAUUCAAAGGACGCGAGUAUGCCGCCGAAGUGUAAAUUCCAAGAAGGGGAGAAGGUAUUGUGUUUCCACGGACCAUUAAUUUACGAAGCUAAAUGCCUAAAGUCGUCCAUUACCAAGGAGAAGCAAAUUAAAUACUUCAUUCACUAUGCUGGUUGGAACAAGAAUUGGGACGAAUGGGUUCCGGAGAGUAGAGUCCUCAAGUACAACGAGGCGAACGUGCAGAAGCAAAGAGAGGUUCAGAGAGCUCAUUCGAGCCAGCAGUCGACUCAGAAAACUAAGAAGGGAAGCACUUCCUCCAAGACACAGGCCCGUAGGAGUGAAGGAACACGUGAAAAGGAUACGGAUAGCAGAGCUAGUACCCCUGUGGCACCGGUUGACAAAAAUGUUAGCCGUUUCAGUAAAGGUACUAGUAGUAGCGCGACGCCAUCCUCGUCUCAUGAUUCAUCCUCGGAUCCACCUCGCAAGAAACGAAGCCGGUUAGAGCCAUCGGGUGAAACAGAGGAAUACCUGACUAAAGUUGAAGUUAAAAUUAAAAUACCUGAGGAACUGAAAUAUGUGCUCAUUGACGAAUCAGAAGUAAUAUUGAAACAUCAUAAAUUACCUGCUUUACCUGUGAAAAAUACAGUAGACAAGAUCUUAGACGAUUAUGUAGAGUCGAAAUCAUCAGGAAAAGGUGAUUCUGUGAGAGAAAGUACAUUAGAAAUAACGAAGGGUAUCCGCGAAUACUUCAACAUCUCGCUAGGCUUACAAUUGUUAUACAAGUGGGAACGACCGCAGUUCAUCCAAAUUAUGAAUGAGAAUCCUGAAACACUGCCCAGCCAAUUAUACGGUGCAUUCCAUCUACUGAGGCUAUUUGUGAGACUCGGAGGAAUGUUGUCGUACACGACACUGGACGAAAGGAGCAUACAACUAUUAUUAUCUCAUUUCCAUGAUUUCUUACAAUACUUACAAAAAAAUAAUACCGAGCUUUUCAAUCUCCAACAAGACUAUGCAGACUCGCCACCCGAUUAUCAUAGGAAGUACGCCUAAGUUAGUAUAAGCGAUUUGAAUACUUUCAAUCCUAUCAAGCAAUAUAUCUCAUAAAAGAGCUACAACUUUUAUUUCCGAAACUUGUGUAUAUUGUUAGCGAUAUCACUGGGACGAUGUAUUUUAAGAGAAAAUUAUAACAGAUCAUUGAA